Messenger RNA from Gregarina niphandrodes, 1251 nucleotides. Its product is annotated as putative eukaryotic translation initiation factor 3 subunit E. Gene Ontology annotation, molecular function: translation initiation factor activity. Lineage: Eukaryota; Apicomplexa; Conoidasida; Eugregarinorida; Gregarinidae. Gene Ontology annotation, cellular component: nucleus; eukaryotic translation initiation factor 3 complex; cytoplasm. Gene Ontology annotation, biological process: translational initiation. The record is from RefSeq and is a predicted model, not a curated record. Bases 1 to 1251 code for a protein of 416 amino acids. The transcript is spliced from 2 exons.
AUGGGGACAGAGAUCAAGCCAAGUCUCCCCACCACACAGUCGCUAGUGAACAGUCUAUUACCGUUUCUGGACCCACAGCUCGCCGCCUGUGUACUUCUUUGGGCCAAAAUCAACAAUGUGGGUAUUAACACUUAUCUCUCUCCCCUCAAGUGUGAGUCGGCGGACUUAGCGUUGCGCGAAUUAUUGGGCGCGUAUCCGGUGGGUUGGGCGACGGAGUUGUUGGAUGGUGGCACGUGUUCCGGAGACGCGUGGGUUGCGCCCAAGUUUGAGGGGGAGGAAGGCGCGUGGAAUGCAUUGCAGGUGGCGUGCCUCGGUGCAGGAUUAUGUUCUGUUCCUGGUGCCGAGGGGUUGGCGGCAGCGAUGAGUGAGGUCGUGGAGCCGGUUCGUGUUGCAGGUCGUGUAUUGGAGUUGGCUGAGUUGUUGGAUGGGCGGUUUGCGUCCGUGUGUCGCGGUGGUUCGAAUCGCGGCGAUGCCCGAGUGGCGGCCGAGUGUGAACUUGUGAACCAGACAGUAUGGCUAGUUCACCGCGCGCUGUGGCUGCUGAUGAAGCUGGGUCUACCUCAUGCCAACAACCACUCACUCCCCAAUGCUUCCGCCCCCAAUGCUUCCGCCCCCAAUGCUUCCGCCACGACUGCUUCCGCCCCGACUGCUUCCGCCACGACUGAAGAUUGGAGUGAAGUCGUCGAUUGGUUGUUCAGUGAACGUGUUGUGCAGUCAAUCAACCUUAUAGCGCCGCAGCUAAUACGCUACUAUGUGGUGCUGGUAUUGCCUAGUCGCAAAAGGACUGAACAGGCACGCAUUAUUGGUGGUACUUUUGUCAACUUCCGACAUAAAUUGGACGACCCUUUCCAAAGCUUUUGUAAAGCUACUUAUCACGAAAUAAGCAUGGCACGUGCACAAGACGAGUUGGCCCUUCUACCGGCACAGUGUGCAGCCGACUACUGGCUUUGUGACAUAACCAGUCAAAUAACGCAACAUGCACGAGCACUCGUAUUCGACUUCUUCGUCAAAACACAUCGCAGUCUCAACCUUGACAAACUCCUCGCCAUGCACGGACCAGAUACUGGCGAUGAUGACCAAUGGAUCGCCGCCAUGAUCAAGGACGCCAAACUCGACGCCAAGAUAGACGACGCUCGACACGCUGUUGAAAUGCCAUCCACCGUUGCCAGUGCGUAUACUAACAUCUCUGAAAAAACACUCAACCUCUUCAACCGCACUCAGACAAUGAUCCUCAACAGCAAACCCAACUAG